Messenger RNA from Hibiscus syriacus, 1343 nucleotides. RefSeq names its product gibberellin 20 oxidase 1-D-like. NCBI's taxonomy places the organism in Eukaryota, Viridiplantae, Streptophyta, Magnoliopsida, Malvales, Malvaceae. The record is from RefSeq and is a predicted model, not a curated record. Gene Ontology annotation, biological process: response to light stimulus; unidimensional cell growth; flower development. Bases 70 to 1212 code for a protein of 380 amino acids. The transcript has 3 exons. Gene Ontology annotation, molecular function: gibberellin 20-oxidase activity.
UACUCUUACAAUCACUCAAUUAUAUAUAUAUAUAUCUUAGGCAUCAAAAUAUAUCAUACUCUUCAUGCAAUGGCAAUUGACUGCAUCUCCAGCAUACCCUCCAUGCCUCACCACCAUCCCAAAGAUGAGACUAAAGAUGAGCAAAAACAACUGGUGUUUGAUGCCUCUGUGCUUAACCACCAAUCCCACAUACCGAGACAAUUUAUAUGGCCGGACGACGAGAAGCCUUGUGCUAAUGCACCGGAACUCCAUGUACCGCUCAUCGACCUCGGAGGCUUCCUGUCCGGUGACCUUGUUGCUGCUUCAGAAGCUUUAAGGCUUGUUGGGGAGGCAUGUAUGCAGCAUGGUUUCUUUCUUGUGGUUAAUCAUGGAGUGGAUGCAACACUCUUGGCUGAUGCUCAUAGGUACAUGGAUGACUUCUUUGAAUUACCAUUGGGAGAAAAGCAAAGGGGUCAGAGGAAAAUUGGUGAGCUCUGUGGAUAUGCUAGUAGCUUCACUGGUAGAUUCUCCUCCAAGCUGCCAUGGAAGGAAACACUCUCUUUUCACUACUCGGCUCAUCGAAACGCAUCAAUGAUGGUUGAAGACUACAUUGUUAAUCAAAUGGGAGAUGAAUUCAGGCAUUUCGGGAAUGUUUACCAGAAGUACUGCGAGGCCAUGAGCAAUCUUUCCCUAGGGAUCAUGGAGCUUUUAGCCAUCAAUCUAGGCGUAGACAGAGCACAUUUCAGGGAAUUUUUCGAAGAAAAUGAAUCGAUAAUGAGAUUGAAUUACUAUCCGCCUUGCCAAAAACCAGACCUCACUUUAGGGACAGGGCCUCAUUGUGAUCCAACCUCUUUAACCAUCCUUCACCAAGACCGAGUUGGUGGUCUUCAAGUGUUCGUCGACGACCAAUGGCGUUCGAUUACCCCAAAUUUAGAAGCGUUUGUCGUUAACAUCGGAGACACCUUCAUGGCUUUGUCAAAUGGAAGAUACAAAAGUUGCUUGCACCGGGCGGUUGUCAACAGCCACACCACAAGAAAAUCACUUGCUUUCUUCUUGUGUCCAAAGGGUGGUCAAGUGGUUACCCCACCAGCAGAGCUGGUGGACGCAUGUACCCCAAGAAUAUACCCAGAUUUUACAUGGCCUAUGCUGCUUGAAUUCACACAAAAGCACUACAGAGCCGACAUGAACACUCUUCAAGCAUUCUCAAGAUGGGUUCAACAGGGAAGCCACUGAACCCACUGUCUUGUAAGAAAAAAACCAGACAUUGACAUGUCAAAAGGCAAAGUUAGUGGCAAGCAUUUUUAGUGAUGAAAUGAAGUACAAGACAAGAAAUGCUCCCAUCAACUAAAUUUUUUUGUACCUUC